AUGUCUAGCAGAGUCUUUGUUCGUUCUUUAGCAGCUGCCGCCAAGGCGGGCGUGAAGCCUCCUAUCCAAUUGUUCGGCCUGGAGGGUACUUACGCCUCGGCUUUGUUCACCGCGGCCUCCAAGACGACGUCGAUCGAGUCUGCAGGCAAGGCGUUGGCCUCGUUGUCCAAGACUAUUGCCAAGGACGCCAAGUUGGGGGCUAUCCUAGCGAACCCUGCGCUACCAGCUGGCGACAGAACCGUGGUGGUGCAGACACUGGCCCAGAAGACCCCAGGGAUGGACGCUGCAGUGCAGAACCUGAUGCAGGUGCUAGCAGAGAACAACAGACUGAACCUGCUGCAGGGUGUGGCUGGCGAAUUCACCAAGUUGACAGACGCGCACAACGGCCUGGUCCAGGCGACUGUGACCACCGCGCAGCCUCUGGAGGGCAAGCUGUUCAGAAGAGUCGAGAAGGCGCUGGCACAGUCGAGCUUCAUCGGCGCCGGCAAGACCUUGAAGCUGGAGAACGUCGUGAAGCCAGAGAUUCAGGGCGGGUUGAUUGUGGAGGUCGCCGACAGAACCGUGGACUUGAGCAUCGCUUCCAGAAUCAGCAAGCUGAACCAGGUGCUAAAGGAGUCCAUUUAA
Molecule: messenger RNA, 624 nt
Organism: Eremothecium gossypii ATCC 10895
Lineage: Eukaryota; Fungi; Ascomycota; Saccharomycetes; Saccharomycetales; Saccharomycetaceae
Gene: ATP5
Product: F1F0 ATP synthase subunit 5
Exons: 1
Coding region: 1-624 (207 amino acids)
Biological process (GO): proton motive force-driven mitochondrial ATP synthesis
Molecular function (GO): proton-transporting ATP synthase activity, rotational mechanism
Source: RefSeq, marked provisional